AUCGAGAUUUCCCACCUAAAGAAAUAUGGGCAGAAGAUCCCACGUUGCCCAUAUAAUUAUAUUCUAUGCGGACUUUACUACUUUAGAUAGGAGAAAUUAACUAUUCUUCUGUCAUAGUUCCAACUUCCAACGGGGAUAAAAAAGAGAGGGAGAAAAAGAAAGAAUUCGAGAGGCAGGGAGAGGGUGGGGGGUUCGGGUUGUAUCUUUCGGGUCAAAGAACCUUCUCGCGUCCGUGAUAUCGGAUCGAAAGAAGCCUCCAAACCUCCAAAGUUUCACCCUCUAUCUCGACGGUUUCGGGUAAUGCGGGAUUGGUUCGAUGAGAUCGCGGUGUAAAGCGUUGUAGAUUUCUGAUCGGAGGAGGCUAUUAGAGGAUUUUGGAGAGAGGAGCCAUGGCUUGCCGAGGAUGCUUCGAGUGCCUGCUGAAGCUUCUCAACUUCGUGCUGACGGUCGCCGGAUUGGCCAUGGUGGGGUACGGGGUCUACUUGCUGGUGGAAUGGAUCAAGGUCUCUUCUGGGGGUGGCGAGGACCCAAUAUCCCCUGUUAGCGAUAAUCCCGUGAUGUUGACGCUCGGAAGGCCCAUGCUUCUCGUCGCGCCCAUCUCCACGAGCUUUGUCGAUCAGCUGCCGAAGGCUUGGUUUAUUUACUUAUUCAUUGGUAUUGGAGUUAUACUCUUCAUUAUAUCUUGCUGUGGAUGUGUUGGAGCAACAACGAGGAAUGGGUGUUGCCUCUCUUGUUAUUCUUUCUUAGUAAUAUUGUUGAUCCUAGUAGAGCUGGCAGCUGCGGCUUUCAUCUUCUUUGAUCACAGUUGGAAAGAUGCAAUUAUUCCUGCUGACAAAACGGGGGACUUCGACAUGAUAUAUAGCUUCUUAAAGAAGAACUGGAAGAUUGCAAAAUGGGUUGCGCUAGGAGCUGUUAUUUUGGAGGCAUUGGCAUUCUUGCUAGCUCUCAUGAUAAGAGCAGUAAACCAACCAACAGACUAUGAUAGUGAUGAUGAGUACAUUGCUCCAAGACGUGGUAUCCGUCAACCAUUGAUCAACAGGCAGGGUCUUCCACCAUCAGGGGUGCCUAGUCUCGACCACCGUCCAAGCCGGAAUGAUGCCUGGAGUCAAAGGAUGAGGGAAAAGUAUGGUCUUGAUACAUCGGAAUUCACCUACAACCCAUCAGAUCCUAGCAGGUUUCAACAGGCAACAAUAACUUCAGCAGAAGAACGCGGACGCUGUACCAUACUUUGAAAGCUUGCUGUUUAUCGGUCCGGUUUUCGUAUAAAACUAAGUUUGUCGGUCACUGCAUGUACAACUUGAGGUUUUUGGGAAUGGUAUUUUCCAGCUUGAUGUGGUUGAGGGACUAUUAUCUGCUGUCUAAUUCUAAACCAUCAGCUCACGUCAUCAGCAAAAAUGCCAUUUUCCCUACAGAAGUAACCUCUUUUGUUUUUGCUUGUUAACACAUGAUCGAAACUUCUUCACGUCU
Molecule: messenger RNA, 1467 nt
Organism: Elaeis guineensis (African oil palm)
Lineage: Eukaryota; Viridiplantae; Streptophyta; Magnoliopsida; Arecales; Arecaceae
Product: tobamovirus multiplication protein 2A
Cellular component (GO): membrane
Source: RefSeq, a predicted model, not a curated record